GCCUCCUGCCCUGCUGUUUCAGAAGCUCGUGAUGACGACUGUCCAGUUGAGUUUCAGUCUGAUGUGAAGGACACCGUCGAGGAGCAGAAUCGUGCUUUUUUCGAAUUGGUGCCAGGGCUGCACGCUCAUCCCGCUGAAUGCCACCCUCCUGUGGCCGACUCGGGACAUGACGAGGACAGGAGCUCUUCCAGAUUUUUCCCUGGUGGGUUCGAGGCAGAGGGAUUGGAUGUUCCUCCCGGGGACUCCACGGCGCUCAGGGGGCAUGUUUUUCUGGACGAAUCGUGAUCCAGAGUAGCAGCUCAAGAGUGAAAUCGGACUGGGUGGGGUCGGCAACGAUGCUGCCGACCGCUCUGCUCGCCUUGGCGCGGAGUCUCACCCUACAGUUGGCCAAUCAAAGUUGGAGCCCCUCGAUCUUUCGCCGAAGCCAGCCAAUGUUGUUUGCCACCUCGCUGCCGACCUGUUUCCAUGGCCCACGUGCGACCUCUCUGGUGCUCAGUGGUUUAGCCCUGUGGAGAGGCGCCAGCUAGCGUUUUUCGCGGCCCACCAGUGGCUGGGAAUGGGCCCUCCUGUUGGGCUCCAGCGUUUUUGGCAGUGUCAGGCGUGUUAGCGUACUUCCAGGAGCGAAGGCCUCGUCGAACCCCCCUGGUCACUGCAAGCAGCCCCCCAAGAUUUGCAUGCAAACCUUCCGCAGCCAUUUUGGCCCAAUUGCCUUGUAAAUGGAGAUUGCAGUUCUUGGCGCGUCGAUCGAUGAUGGCAACACAGUUCUGCAUUAUCUGUGUCGCUGUGUUUGUUUUGAGAGCAGAAGCAGCCACCACAUCAGAUGAUGGGAUAUCCAACCUGCCUCACAUUUUUCUAGUUGUUGUCGAUGACUUCGGAUGGGCUGAAGUAGGGUACCAUCGUGACACACCCACAAAAGAAGUUCAAACCCCACACAUUGAUGGCUUAGUGAGAGAGGGAGUCGAGCUGAACAGGCAUUAUGUGCACAUGAUGUGCACUCCAUCGCGUGCUUCGCUGCAGAGUGGCCGCCUUCCUGUCCAUGUCCUCACCGAACUAGCUGGACCUUGCGAUGAAAACGGUGCCAUCCCUCGAAACAUGACGGGUCUUGCUUCGGUGCUCAAGCGAGCCGGUUAUGAAACGCACCAAGUUGGUAAAUGGGACGCCGGAAUGGCCACACCACAUCACAUACCCAAAGGGCGUGGCUACGAUACAUCACUCACAUAUUUCAGCCACGGCAAUUGGAUGUGGACAGAAAAAGAGUGGUUGGGGUCUUACGGACAUAAGAAGACAAUACCAACCGCAGAAAAUUAGCAAAAACAUGGUAUUGUUGAUUUCUGGGACACAGACCGCCCCGCAAGCCAUCUCAAUGGCACGGGUUACGAGGAGUAUAUUUUCCGGGACCGCAUGCUUAACAUUUUGCAUGCACAUGAUCAGUCCAAGCUUUUAUUUCUGCAGUACGACAGCAAGUUGUGCCACUACCCGAUGCAGGCGCCGCAGGAGUACCAGGACCGUUUCAAAUAUAUUGAUGAUGAUAAUCGCCGUGUGUAUCAUGCCAUGGUAAGCUUUUUAGACGACCAGUUGGGCAAUAUAACCAAUUCGAUGAAGAACUUGGGCAUGUGGGAUAAGACGCUCAUGAUUCUGACCAGUGAUAAUGGAGGAUAUGUUAAAAAUCCCAAUGGUCCAUGCAACACAACUAGCUCAUCUUGGUUUGGGACUGGAGAGGACACGGACACUGGCCAUGGAACUGCGUGUGACAAUGGUGAGGCUGGUGCUAACAACUACCCAUUGCGUGGUGGAAAGUACAGCAACUUUGAGGGUGGCAUUCGUGUGAACGCCUUUGCCAGUGGCGGUUACUUGCCCACGGCGGUAAGGGGCUCAAAACUUGAAGGCAUCAUUCACAUUGCUGAUUGGUACCUGACGCUAAGUGAGGGCAUAGCUGGGCUUGACCCAACUGAUCAUUGGGCUGCUGAGUCUGGCCUUCCCCCCAUUGACUCCCUCGAUGUAUGGCCAAUGCUCAGCGGACGCAAUCUGACAUCUCCACGUGACAGCUUCCUAGUCACUGCCAACAUGAUCGUUGUUGGGGAAUGGAAGUAUGUGAAGGGUGGUACAAAUAUGAUUGAAGCAGCUUACGGCGGACCUCAUUAUCCCAAUGCUUCGAUUGCUACCGACUCAAUCGAUAAGUAUUCUUUCAACUGCCCAGUUCAGGGGUGCUUGUACAAUGUUGUUCAAGAUCCACGCGAAGAAACUGAGGCCAGCGCACGUCAUCCACACGUGGUUGCGACUAUGAGAACCGAGCUGGAACGUCAGGCAAAAGCCAUAUGGCGCCAGUCGCACAGGAACAGCCCGAAGUGCAAGCAGGCGGCUUGGCAGCUCUACAAUGGUUUCUAUGGACCUUCAAAGAAGUUGAUUGGCCACGCGCAGCAAGGUCUGAAGAAGAGCGGUACGUGUGAAGAGGAUCUGAUUCUUGGCAGAUGCAGCUUGUGGUGUGUGGCGGAGGCAUCAGCUCUUGAGGGCUCCGAGUGCUAGGUGAAAGUUUGAACGCCGUGCAUUUCAGCCCACCCUCAGGUCUUGCCAGCAGGCGCAUUCGGCUUUGCACUGCCUCGAGAGUCGGCCGAGGCGCGUUCCAGAUCGAGCUUCGAGGCGGAUGCGGCUGUGACCUUGAGGGCGCCGCAGGCGCCCAAAGCCUGAAACAAAGAUAUUUGCAUUCAAACCGUGAGGGGCCUGAACCACCUGUGUUUUGGUUGACCGCUCUCACGUGGAAAGAGUCAGGAACCACCCUGCUUUCUGACACUUUCAGUGUGCUUUCGGCAUGCAGCGUAGCGGUCGUGAUG
Messenger RNA from Prorocentrum cordatum, 2828 nucleotides. The record is from the annotation of a GenBank genome assembly. NCBI's taxonomy places the organism in Eukaryota, Dinophyceae, Prorocentrales, Prorocentraceae.